Zalophus californianus (California sea lion) is the source of this 4601-nucleotide messenger RNA. RefSeq names its product FYN binding protein 1 (gene FYB1). NCBI's taxonomy places the organism in Eukaryota, Metazoa, Chordata, Mammalia, Carnivora, Otariidae. The transcript has 19 exons. The record is from RefSeq and is a predicted model, not a curated record. Bases 100 to 2613 code for a protein of 837 amino acids. Gene Ontology annotation, molecular function: lipid binding; protein binding. Gene Ontology annotation, cellular component: plasma membrane. Gene Ontology annotation, biological process: protein localization to plasma membrane; integrin-mediated signaling pathway; T cell receptor signaling pathway.
AGGAAGUGCACUCUGCAAAGCUAACUUGCACAUUCACUGUCCGCCUUACAGCAUCUUCGGGGUCGCCGUGUGCCAGGCACAUCAACUCUUUUCAGUAAAAUGGAUACAAAAGCAGAUGUGAAGUCCCUCAUGGCAAAGUUUAACACAGGAGGCAACCCCACAGAAGAGGUCUCUGUCAGCCACCGCCCCUUCAAAGUCCCUGGGCAAAACUCACCUUCAGGAGUACAAGCAAGAAAGAAUCUCUUUGACAACCAAGGAAGUGCCAGCCCUCCUGCGGGACCUAGCAACGUACCCAGGUUUGGGUCCCCAAAGCCACCUUUGGCGGUGAAACCUACAUCUGAGGAAAAGCCUGACAAGGAGCCCAAGCCCCCAUUUCUAAAGCCGACGGGAGUGGGCCAAAGAUUUGGACCGCCGGCAAACUCGGCCACCAGAGACCCUGAGGUGAAAGUGGGAUUUCCGAAACCUCUAGGCCCCAAGGCCGUCACCGUGCCCAAGGAAGAUGCCAAACCUGUGUUUCCCCGGCCCCCUGGGAAUAAGCCUUCGCCUCACAGUGUAAACCAAGACCAUGACCUAAAGCCACCCGGCCCCAAGCCAGGGUCUCAUCCUCCAGCCCCGGAAGCUGAGCAGAAGCAAGCAUUCCCCAAGCUGGCUGGGGUUAAAGGCAAGUUUGUGUCGGCCGUGCAGGACCAUGAGCACAAGCCCCUCUUUCCCAAGCCCGUCUUUGGCCAGAAGCCAUCCCUGAGUCCUGAUGACACCCAUGAAGACGAGAGCCCCACCAAGAAUGCAUCUCUACAGAAAGGACCCCCAGGUCCCUUAGGAACCAAGGCCAAAACCAGCCCUUUAAAACCAGCAAGAGAAGACCAGGAAACUAAAGACCACGGAGGCGAGAUGUCCAGUUCGCCCUUUUCUGGGGUGGUUCUGAAACCUGCUGUGAACAGAGGAAGCCCAGGCCUCUCCAGAAAUGCUGAAGAGAAAAGAGAAGACAGGAAGAUAGAGGCUGCUAAGAACAUCUUCCUGAACAAAAUGAAUCAGGAAGAGCCAGCCUCUGGGGCUCCUCCUGCCAAGUUCCCUAAGAUGCCUUCUAAAGUGACAGUGACAGGGCCCUGGAGCCAAAGUCAAGACAAGGAAAAGGGAGACAAGAAUGUAGCCACCCCCAAGCAGAAGCCCCUGCCUCCCUUGUUUACCUUGGGCCCACCGCCACCAAAACCCAGCAGACCCCCGCACGUUGACCUGACGAAAUUCCGAAAAGCCGCUUCUGGAAACAGUACCAGCAAAGGCCAAAUGUCUUACUCAACUACUUCCCUGCCACCACCUCCACCACCCCAUCCAGCCAACCAACUGCCAUUGCCAGCAUGUCACCCAACACAACCGCCAGUCCCAAGUCUACCUCCCAGAAACAUUAAACCUCCCUUAGAUCUAAAAAGCCCUGUAAAUGAAGAAAGUCAAGAUGGUAUGAUGCUCUCUGAUGGUCCUGGAAAUCCAGAUGAGGAACAAGACAGUGAAGGAGAAACAUAUGAAGACAUAGAAGCAUCCAAAGAAAGAGAGAAAAAAAAGGAAAAGGAGGAAAAGAAGAGAUUAGAGUUGGAGAAAAAGGAACAAAAAGAGCGAGAAAAGAAAGAACAAGAAAUAAAGAAGAAAUUUAAACUAACAGGCCCUAUUCAAGUCAUCCAUCAGGCAAAAGCUUGCUGUGAUGUCAAAGGAGGAAAGAAUGAACUGAGCUUCAAGCAAGGAGAGCAAAUUGAAAUAAUCCGCAUCACAGACAACCCUGAAGGAAAAUGGCUGGGCAGAACGGCAAGGGGGUCAUAUGGCUAUAUUAGAACAACUGCUGUCCAGAUUGACUAUGAUUCUCUGAAACGGACGAAAACAUCUCUCAGUGCUCUUUCAUCAAGAGCUAUUGAAGAUGACCAGGAGGUAUAUGAUGAUGUUGCAGAGCAGGAUGAUAUUAGCAGCCACAGUCAGAGUGGAAGUGGAGGGAUGUUCCCACCUCCCCCAGAUGAUGAUAUUUAUGAUGGGAUCGAAGAGGAAGAUGCUGAUGAUGGCUCCACACUACAGGUUGAAGAGAAGAGUAAUUCGUGGUCCUGGGGUAUUUUGAAGAUGCUAAAGGGAAAAGAUGACAAAAAGAAAAGUAUACGAGAGAAACCUAAAGUCCCUGAGUCAGACAAUAAUGAAGGUUCAUCUUUCCCUUCUCCUCCUAAACAAUCAGACAUGGGAGAUGAAGUUUAUGAUGAUGUGGAUGCCUCUGAUUUCCCUGCUCCACCAGCAGAGCUGAGUCAAGGAGCCAAGGCUAAGACAGAAGAAAAAGAUCCCAGGAAGCUAAAAAAGCAGGAAAAAGAAGAGAAAGACUUCAGGAAAAAGUUUAAAUAUGAUGGUGAGAUUAGAGUCCUGUAUUCGACCAAAGUUGCACCCUCCUUAACUUCUAAAAGGUGGGGCACCAGAGAUCUGCAGGUGAAGCCUGGUGAAUCUCUUGAAGUUAUACAAAGCACUGAUGAUACAAAAGUUCUUUGCAGAAAUGAAGAAGGAAAAUAUGGUUAUGUCCUUCGGAGUUACUUGGUAGACAAUGAUGGAGAGAUCUAUGAUGAUAUUGCUGAUGGUUGCAUCUAUGACAAUGACUAGGUCUCGGCCUUGUUCAUUCUGUUAUGUGCAUCUGAUGCCAAAAUGAAGUCUGAGUUUUAAUAGACAUGUGAUUGGAUAUCUUAGAAAAUGAAUGCACACAACUACUUGUUACCAUUUGUUAUACAAUUCUGAUUAUCCUUAUGAAGUUUUGAAACUUUGGACUUAGAAAGAGAUUGUAACAUCUUGGAAGACUGCAUCGAAGAGAUGUAAGAAUUACUAGAUAUUCCAUUUCUGCCUCAGCUGCAGUUAUGAAGGCGCUUCUUUUAGACCAUCAGUAGACAGCCUCCCAUCCCUAAAAAGAAAAAAAAAUUGAGAAGAAAUGACUGUGUCGUCUAAAGAAAUAUGAGGAGGAAGAAUAAAGAAAUAAAAGGAAGAAAAUAUUAAAACAUUCCACAAGAAGGAAAAUUAUUUUCUGAACCUCUAAUUAUGAUUGUAUCUUAUAUUCUUUAUUCAAAUUAUCUAUCUUUAAAGGGGCACAACUGUCUCCUUUCUUGCUGGUGGGAUCAAUGUUUUAAAAAUUACAGUGGUAGCCAAAUUUGUGUAUAAAGAUUGUCCCUGUUUGUUAAUUGGGAAUAUAUGUUAAUUAUUUGAUAAGAAUGUAUGUAUUUGGUGUGCACACUUAAGAUUGAAACUGUAGAAGAGUCAAAAAUCAGUUUUCUUUUUGCAGAUUCAUCCACUAACAGUUUAAUCAUGUGCUCUGUUUAAAGUACUGUUGGAACUAGAGUAGAUAGGAAUGAGGAUUACCCUAAAAUUAUGAAGAAUGGAAGAUGGACUUUGAAAUUAAUUAGGCUUUUAUGGCACCUCUUUACUAUGAAGACUCUUUUGAAGGUUUUUGCUCUUCAUUUACCUCUGUGGAACUUUUUUUUAACCACUUUACUGGAAAGUUGGCCUAGUGUUUGGACUAGAAUAUUCCCUACUCAUACAUACUCUUUCCCAAAGCAACUCCAAACAAAAUGUGAAGCAUUUGGAUUCCAAGUGCUAAGAACACUAAAGACCAUGAUACAAAAUGCAAAACCCUAACACCCAAGAAAAUGGCAUGUUAGGUAAUUUUUUCACAACUUCAAGAAUAGUCAAAUCCUAAAACUGGCUCUACUACUGAUGAACCAUGAUGUGAUACUGGGUAACUUCCCAGUUUCCUCAUCUGCAAAUUACAGGAUUAGACAAAAUCAGUUUUUCCCAACAUUUUUAUGACCCGUUACCUCAAACUUCUAUAAUCCUUCCCCCAACCCCAAAUCCCAUAUUUCAGAAACCUUUGUGUAUCUUUAAAACUCAUUGAUUAAAUAAUGAUUAAUGCAUUUUCCAUUUUUUAAUAUUGCAAAGGCCCAUUGGAGCUUCUGAAGAGUAGCCCCACUGAAUUGAAAUCAUUUCAAAUCAUUGUAACUUCAGCCUUCAUAUGGGUAAAGUGUGAUUUCCAUUUGGUGUGUUAAAAUUUGAAAACAGAUCGUCAAAAAAAAAAAAGAAAGAAAGAAAAGAGACCAUCAACCUCUAUUGCUCAAUUUAUAGAGUCUGGAAGUCUAAGCCCCCACAUUAGAAACCAAUGAUGUCAAAGUCCCCCUCCAAUUAUGAAAUACUUCGAUGUCUACUUUUUGAUAGGCUAAGCCAAUAAAUGCUCAGAUGAUGAAAUUAUUUUAAUAGAUAAAUUACAUGGUUCAAAAGUAUUUUUGGUUUUGUUAAAUUUGGUAGCAAAUAUACAUAAUACACUGACAGUAUAUCUCCAGUUAUUAUUUUCUGAUUGAGAAUAACAUAAAUUCAAUCCACUAUCAGUUUUUAAAAUUCCAAAUUAAACCAAGAGAAUAUUUUAGAGUUUUGGGCUAUACACCAAGAAACAGACACACACAUGCCUAUAAAAGAUUUAUAUAAUAGAUAAUCAUCUUAAUAUAAAAGACAUAUUUGACAUAUUAAUUUUAAUAUACUAAAUAUUAUUUCUGUUAUACUUUUAUGUAUGGAAUUUUGUCACAUGAGAAGAGCUACAAAUAAAUAAUACCUUC